AUGCUGCGCCCGGGGCUGCUGGGCGCACUCUGCCGCGCACUCCUGGCCGCGGCUGCCCUUGCCGGAUACUCUGGGGACCGCUGCAGUUGGACUGGCAGUGGCCUUACCCAGGAGCCCGGCAGCGUGCGGCCGUUGGCCCUGAGCUGUGCGGAGGGCACGGUGGAGUGGCUGUACCCGGCCGGGGCGCUGCGCAUCACCCUGGGCCACCCCGACCCUGAUGAGCGUUCCGCUAUCGCCUGUCUGCGGCCUGCACGACACUUCGCAGGCGCCCAGGUCUUUGUGGAGCGGGCGGGUGGCUCCUUGGUGCUGCUGUUGACAGAAGCUCCAGGCCUGUCUGGGGGUCGAUGCGUGCGCUGGGGUCCUGGUGAGCACCGGGCCCUCUUCCUGCAGGCCACACUGCAUGGCGACAUCAGCCGGAGAGUGGCCGCCUUCCGCUUUGAGCUACGUGAGGUCGAGCACCCCGAGUUGUUGCCUCAGGCUCAUGGCCUCAGCGCAGAUAGUGCCUGUCGCCCCUGCAGUGACAUUGAGCUCCUUCUGACUGCCUGCACUGGCGACUUUGUGAUCCACGGGACCAUUCAGGGGGUCACCCACGACACAGAACUGCAGGAAUCUGUCAUCCAAGUGACGGCCACUCGCAUCCUCCGUCACACACUGUCACUGUCUGGGACUGGGGGUGGGGUGCAAACCUCCAUCCGAACCCCACUGCACUGUGGGGUGCACCCUGGCCCUGGUGCCUUCCUGUUCAUGGGCUGGAGCCGCUUUGGAGAGGCGUGGCUGGGCUGUGCCCCCCGAGUCCAGGAGUUCAGCCGUGUCUAUGAAGCUGCCAACGCUGCCCACCUGCUUCCCUGUGAGGUGGCGCUGGGCAAGCCGCCAGAGGCCUGGGCCCCUUACAUCCGGCUUUUCAGUAGGGCCUGGUGGGGCCAGACCCACAUGGCCCUGGGGAAACAGGUGCGCGCUGUGGCUAUCGGAACUUCCGGAAAGGCCCCUGCACCCCAGCCGAGUAUAGUUUGUGAAGGACCGAGUUUGCGGGCUCGGCUCAGCCACUUCCGGCACCACCUGCCCGGCCCCUUCCCUCACUUCCGGCACCGCGGCCUCAGGUAA
This is a messenger RNA of Elephantulus edwardii (Cape elephant shrew), 1101 nucleotides long. It is a transcript of the gene METRN, whose product is annotated as meteorin, glial cell differentiation regulator. Gene Ontology annotation, molecular function: hormone activity. Lineage: Eukaryota; Metazoa; Chordata; Mammalia; Macroscelidea; Macroscelididae. Gene Ontology annotation, biological process: glial cell differentiation; positive regulation of axonogenesis. The record is from RefSeq and is a predicted model, not a curated record. The transcript is spliced from 6 exons. Bases 1 to 1101 code for a protein of 366 amino acids.